Messenger RNA from Manihot esculenta (cassava), 1532 nucleotides. RefSeq lists its product as uncharacterized. NCBI's taxonomy places the organism in Eukaryota, Viridiplantae, Streptophyta, Magnoliopsida, Malpighiales, Euphorbiaceae. The coding region runs from base 419 to 1207 and encodes 262 amino acids. The record is from RefSeq and is a predicted model, not a curated record. The transcript is spliced from 7 exons.
UUUUCGUUAGACCAGAAGAAUAUGCGCAGACUCUAACACGAAAAAAAUGGAAGAUUCGCAAUAGUUGGGAGCAUCUCUCCUUCUCAUAUCUUUUUCUCUUAGCAGGGGAAAGAAAAGUAAAGAGAAGAAAUUUCCAAUUUCAUCUCUACUUUCCAACUGAACUCAACAACUUAGUCUCCUCUCUCUCUCUCUCUCUAUCUAUACAGAUAUAUACACCGUAGGCCUUUUAAUUAUCCCAUCAGAUCAACCCAAUUGGGGACAUCUUUCCAGUGAGUGUUAAGAGUAGAUGAUUCCCUGCUAUUCAAAGAAGGGUCUUCAGAUUCUCUUCGUGAAUGAUAGGCCUACGGAAAAAUUUUAGCAGUGAAGCUUCUGCUUUUCAGAAAUAGAAGUUGAGCUGAAUAUUCACAGUUUCCAUUUGAUGCCAGCAGUCUUGCUGGCAACUGUACUGUUGGACAUUAUGAACCCUCAGAGCACACUGAAUCCUAGUAAAGCCUUGGAAGGUGUGCAUGGGAUCCAUGUUGUGCCUCAUUCGCCAUUUUCUUUGGAAGAGAUUACUCAACAAGGGGACUUCUCUCAAUCAACCUCUGGAAGUUUACUUAAUCAGGAGAAUCAGCGGCUAUUGCUGCAGAGAGUGUGGGAACAAAGACCUGGAUGUUUGAGGCCCAUCAAGUGCUGUAUUAAUGGUGAUAGGAAUCUUGCAGAAAGAAUAGUGAAUGUGCUUACAUCACUUCCUUUUGUUGCUCUCGGACUCCAGGCUCCAAGGACGAACCUGAAUACUAAGUUGUAUGCUAACUCAUUAAUUGGGGUUGGAGUUGCCUCGAGUUUGUAUCAUUCUUCAAGUGGCAAAAUCAGGAAGUACUUGAGAUGGUUUGAUUAUACAAUGAUAGCCACAGCAACAAUAUGUUUGUCUAGAGCCCUUAGAAAUGAGAACCCUAAGUUGCUGAUGGCAGCUUCUGCAGCGCUAUUGCCUAUCCAGCCUUUAAUGGUGUCUGCUGUUCACACAGGAAUGAUGGAGGUGGCAUUUGCAAAGAGAGCAGUAAAAGAUCCAGAUCUAAGAAUGGCACAUAAUCUGCACAAGAUGUCAUCUGUAUUAGGAGGUGUUCUUUUCAUUGCAGAUGAUAUGUUUCCUAGUACUCCUUUCCUUCAUGCUGGUUGGCAUCUCGCCGCGGCUGUCGGUGUUGGCACCUGUAACAAGCUUCUUGUGUAGCAUGCAUAUGUCUCUGAUCUGUUUUGUACAAUUCGAUUUGUCCACAAGCUGCAGCUUCGACUCGAAAGCCAAUACCAUCUAGCCAUAGUCAAGUACAAGAGGAAGGAUUGUUGUUUGGUUUUAGCUUGUUGCAGUUCAAUGUGUUGAACCCAGACUGGGUUUCCUAAUUAAUUCUCUAUUCUUCCCUGCAUUAGGGAAAAAGGAAAAAGGCUAGCAUUAGAACAGCUAUCUUAUCCGAUCCGAAGGAUUAAUGUUCUUCUGUAGGAGAGUUCUAAUAUGUAUAUCAGUAAAUUAACAAUUCAAAAGAAACCAAUCUAUUUUCUUC